Necator americanus (New World hookworm) is the source of this 237-nucleotide messenger RNA. RefSeq lists its product as uncharacterized. The record is from RefSeq and is a predicted model, not a curated record. The coding region runs from base 1 to 237 and encodes 78 amino acids. The transcript has a single exon. NCBI's taxonomy places the organism in Eukaryota, Metazoa, Nematoda, Chromadorea, Rhabditida, Ancylostomatidae.
AUGCGCUUAGGCGAUGGUGUCAUCCCAAACCCAGUUGGAAGCAUCACAGAAGCGCAACGUAUCGCAAAUUCUAACGGUUACACUGGUAAUGUAGCGCGUAGGCCAGAUCUAGGAACGCAACGAGAAUAUGCCACAGUGGUUGAGUCGAAUAAGAUCAAUUUCGGCCUGCCCUUCACAACCGAUGACUUGAGUAAGGCUAUACGGGCUAGUCUGGUGAAAUGCGGUCUCGAGGACUAA